This is a messenger RNA of Fukomys damarensis (Damara mole-rat), 2118 nucleotides long. RefSeq names its product macrophage erythroblast attacher, E3 ubiquitin ligase (gene Maea). Gene Ontology annotation, cellular component: nucleus; cytoplasm; GID complex. Gene Ontology annotation, molecular function: protein binding; ubiquitin protein ligase activity. The transcript has 10 exons. Lineage: Eukaryota; Metazoa; Chordata; Mammalia; Rodentia; Bathyergidae. The coding region runs from base 90 to 1397 and encodes 435 amino acids. Gene Ontology annotation, biological process: proteasome-mediated ubiquitin-dependent protein catabolic process. The record is from RefSeq and is a predicted model, not a curated record.
GAUGCGCGACACACCCCUCUAGCCCCGCCCUCCUCAACGUCACUACCCGGCGUGCCGCGCGUUAUCCUCCUCCGCUGGGGCGGCCCAAGAUGGCGGUGCAGGAGUCGGCGGCCCAGCUGUCCAUGACCCUGAAGGUGCAGGAGUACCCGACCCUCAAGGUGCCCUACGAGACGCUGAAUAAACGCUUCCGAGCUGCCCAGAAGAAUAUUGACCGAGAGACGAGCCACGUCACCAUGGUGGUGGCCGAGCUGGAGAAGACCUUGAGCAGCUGCCCAGCCGUUGACUCCGUGGUCAGCCUUCUGGAUGGCGUGGUGGAAAAGCUCAGUGUCCUCAAGCGGAAGGCGGUGGAGUCCAUCCAGGCAGAGGAUGAGAGCGCCAAGCUGUGCAAGCGCAGGAUCGAGCACCUCAAGGAGCACAGCAGCGACCAGCCGGCAGCGGCCAGCCUGUGGAAACGGAAGCGCAUGGACCGCAUGAUGGUGGAGCACCUGCUGCGCUGCGGCUACUACAACACGGCUGUGAAGCUGGCACGCCAGAGUGGCAUUGAGGACCUGGUAAAUAUUGAAAUGUUCCUGACAGCCAAAGAAGUGGAAGAGUCCCUGGAGAGGCGUGAGACGGCCACUUGCCUGGCCUGGUGCCACGACAACAAGUCCCGGCUCCGGAAGAUGAAGGGCCACCAGGGCAAGCGCGAGGCACAGGUGCUGCGAAAGAGUAGAGCUGCUGGCAGCUCCCCUAAAAAGGUUGAGAAUCUUGGUGUGGAAACCCUGAAAGGAAAGGAGAACCGGUUUAGCUGCCUGGAAUUCAGCCUCAGGAUCCAGGAGUUCAUCGAGCUUGUGAGGCAGAAUAAGCGCCUGGAUGCUGUGAGACAUGCGAGGAAGCACUUCAGCCAGGCGGAGGGCAGCCAACUCGACGAGGUCCGCCAGGUCAUGGGCAUGCUGGCCUUCCCACCAGACACGCACAUUUCCCCGUACAAGGACCUCCUGGACCCGGCACGGUGGCGGAUGCUGAUCCAGCAGUUCCGAUAUGACAACUACCGCCUGCACCAGCUGGGGAACAGCUCUGUGUUCACGCUCACUCUGCAGGCUGGCCUCUCGGCGAUCAAGACACCACAGUGCUACAAGGAGGAUGGCAGCUCCAAGAGCCCCGACUGCCCAGUGUGCAGCCGCUCCCUGAACAAGCUGGCCCAGCCCCUGCCCAUGGCCCACUGUGCCAACUCCCGCCUGGUCUGCAAGAUCUCUGGCGAUGUGAUGAAUGAGAACAACCCGCCCAUGAUGCUGCCCAAUGGCUACGUCUACGGCUACAAUUCUCUGCUUUCUAUCCGUCAAGAUGACAAAGUUGUUUGCCCGAGAACCAAAGAAGUCUUCCACUUCUCACAGGCCGAGAAGGUGUACAUCAUGUAGACUGUCGCCGCACGCUCCUCCUGUCCCUGACCCCAGCCUGUUUCUUGCGACCAAAGAUCAGUGAGCAACAACAAAUACUCUUAGGGAGAGAGGAAGUGAGAUUUGCUGUUUGUAAUUGAAAACGUUUCGAUCGGUAGGAUUUCGUAACAUGCGUCAACUCUUUGAUGCUUGCGCCUCUCAGAGGAGCUUCUCCACAGACUGACCUGACCUGACCGUGAGGGACUCUAGAACAUCUCAAAAACAGGAAUGACUCCCGUGUCUCUAGGUCUCCUCCACUUGCUGACCGUGAGACUCGGGGGCUUGAGGAAUGGGCUGGUCCUUUCCCGGGUACUGGCCAUGACUGGGGUGGGGACUUUGGCACAGCGCACGGGGCCUCUCCUGACUUCAUCCAGAGCUGUGCGGCACCAGGGCUAGCGAGGCACAGUGUCCUGGCCGGCCCAUGUGCGCAGGUUCGGGUCUCACCCUCUGCGCCGCCUUACUUCCUGCUUCGAGAAUGUAUCACGUGGAAAUCCACUGGACCGCGUUUCUGCAGAGGCCUUGCUGAUGGCUCGGUAACCCUAGAGUCUCAAUGCUGUUCCCAAGUACUGAGGGGUUUCAGACACACGAACCUGUAGUUCACACACCACAUUGUAGAGGUUUGUAUCUAGCGCUUAUUUUUGCAUGUUGAUGUCAAUUAGCUAAUAAACUGUAAAUGUAAAACGUGUUAAUAAAAUGGCUUUCU